AAAACGCCAGGGGAUUCCCGCCUGUCUCAAACAAAAGUUCAUCACCAAGUCGAGGCAAACCGGAAGUGUGCUUUUAUAGAGCUGAGAUCGCAUCGCUCACGUUACAGCACAAGCAGUGCCACAAGGAAACCGCCACAAGUAUGGAAUUGUGUGACGACUGACUAGAGAAAGCAGUCGAAAAACCUGACGAAAAGUGUAUUCUACUAGCGAGAAUUUAGCACUACCUUCUACAAUAUAACGCGGUGCUUUGCACUCGUCUAAACCCCGAGUUUGCAGUCUCUGGCUGUGAAAUGACUACAUACUACAAACAUACGUGUCACUGAACUAAACAUGGCCUUGGGUCAAGAUAUGGCAUUUUAUAUCUGACAACAUUAUGUUCCGUGGACCGAAAAAGCGCUACAUCGUAGCCACCAUAUUUUUGACUUCAACGUUUUGGCUGUCAAUAGAGAUACUUUUGCUGAAUUACACGAGUCGCCUCGGCCUUGAUCAGAAAUCCAACAGAGCGGAGUUGGAAACAUGGAAACCUAAAUCCAAGAACACUAAACACUUGGACUCCCACGAGCUAUCCAUACCACCCAACAAACUUUUGCGAAUUCAAGAUUUUCAGUCCACGUACGUUACACAAAUCCCACGUAUCGCACAACAGGGGGAAAAUGGGGCGAAAGUUUUUAAUAGCCCGAGCGAGAAAGAGAUCGAAAAAGAACGAUUUCGCUUAUACCAAUUCAAUGAGCUCGCAAGCUCCAAGGUUGCUCUGGAUCGAAGCAUUCCUGAUAAUAGACCCCAGAGUUGUCUUUCGCUGAGUUACCCGACGAAACUACCAACUGCAAGCGUAAUAAUCAUCUUUCACAAUGAGGCCUGGUCCACGCUACUAAGAACAGUCCACAGCGUGCUCGCACGGUCCCCCCCUUACUUACUAAGGGAGAUCGUAUUAGUAGAUGACCAUAGCAGACUGGAUACUUACGGGCAUCUCGGAAGCAAGUUAGAGUCUUACAUCUCUCAGUUCACCAAGGUACAACUUAUACGCGCCCCGAAACGGGAGGGACUGAUUCGAGCACGUCUCAUCGGCGCCAAGCAAGCUAAAGGGGAGGUUCUGGUGUUCUUAGACUCUCAUUGUGAGGCGAACUUGGGCUGGCUUGAGCCUCUUCUCGCUAGAAUUGGUGAGAACCGGUCAAUAGUGGUGACGCCGGACAUUGAAGUCAUUGACCUGCGGACUUUCGGCUACACGCAUGAGCACGGGGCCAACAAUAGAGGGAUUUUUAAUUGGGAGUUAACAUUCAAGUGGCGUGGAAUCCCGGAAUAUGAAAGACGACGGAGAAAAAGCGACUCUGAUCCUAUCAGGUCGCCUACAAUGGCCGGUGGACUAUUUGCCAUUGACAAGUCGUAUUUUUAUGAGAUCGGAUCGUACGAUACAGAGAUGUCCUUCUGGGGAGGAGAGAACGUCGAAAUCUCAUUCCGGAUAUGGAUGUGCGGUGGGUCCCUAGAAAUCAUCCCUUGCUCCAAGGUAGGUCACGUGUUUCGAGAGAGUCAGCCGUACAAGAUUGGAGAAGGUGCUAUCGACAGGAACAACAUGCGGCUAGCAGAGGUCUGGAUGGAUGACUACAAAAAGAUAUUUUACGCGAUGCGACCUCAGCUGAAAGGCAAGGAUUAUGGGGACGUUUCGGGCCGCAAGGCCUUACGGGAACGCCUCAUGUGCAAGAGCUUCAAGUGGUAUCUAGACAAUGUGAUCUCUGAACUUGCUAUUCCGGACUUGUACCCGAUCGGCCGAGGCGAGAUCCGUAACCUUGGUACCAACACUUGCCUGGACACUUUGGCUAAGAAUGAAGCUGGAGGAGAACCUGGAAUGUACAUGUGCCACGGCAUGGGCAACAACCAGUUUUUCAUGUACACGAAGAAGCAUGAGAUGUGGCAUGAUGACCUCUGCCUGGACUUGACCAGCAGCGACCAGGACACCAAAGUUAAGGUGUACACCUGCCACGGGAUGGGCGGCAACCAGCAGUGGACCCAUACCAAGGGCGGGUUCAUCAAGCAUUCGCUGCACGAGGCGUGCUUGCAAGCCCAGGAUGACAAGCUGCUAGUUAGGCCAUGCGACCCGAACGUGUCUUCACAGAAAUGGCUUUUUAGCUCCUACCCGGACUCAGAGAGAAAAGGCAAAGUCUUAUAACACAGAUUUUCCAUUUUACAGCCUAGGAAUGCUUUUCAAAUUACAUAUCACGGCUUUUUGUGCCAAUAUAUUUGAAUAGUUCAUAUUAUAUGUUAUAUAAUGGUCACUGUCAUGGAUUUUUGAACAUUUCACAUAAUGUGUUGUUAUAUAAUGCUAUUGAUAUUUCAUAGUUUACUGUGUUAGCGGCCACUUUUUACGAAUAACCAGGCAUUCGGAGUGUCAGGUUGGUACGAUCACUCGACCCAGAUUUCUUAUUACUCUCUCUGCGCACCACAGAAAUCUGGAUGCCUUGUAUUCAUAAAACAGAUUAGACAGCUUCUAAGGCUUUUUCCCUGGAAUUAGAUUUGACGAGCGAAUUUGAAAAUGUGGCUGUGGACGCUACAGUGGAACCUCGAUAAAACGAUAUGACCGAAAUAUUGCAUCUUUAUCUAAAAUAUCGUGUACCGUUAUAUCGAAGUUCCAAGGGUUCUAGGCUCGGGGGGGUGGGUGGGUGGAUCGGGGGUGGGGGUUAUUAUGACUAAUAACAAUUUACAAAAUUUACUGGCUUUGCUCGCAGGUGAAGCUCUGCUCGCCUCGACUAGCCUAAGCUAGAUCAUAACACGACACAAUAAUAUAUGAAAGAAGGCCAAUCACACCGCCAUUUUAUGCGUCCACCCAAUGCCAAAAACUCAAAGCAUCCAUUUCCAACAGCUUAUUCAAGCAAGUGCUGAAAAACUUUCAAUUAAUAUUAUUAUUAAAGUAGAAGACUUCAAUCAUGGAUGGUUAUUUUGAAGUUUUCUUGCAAAUGAACCAUUGAAUUUUCAAUUAUAAACAAUAACAAAGGAGAAGUUGAUCGACAUUCUUUAAAAUAAAUAAAUUAAGAAUUUGAUCUAGGGUUCACUUUUACACGUAUAAGGGCAUUCAUCUGCGCAAAACUGGUUGACCUCGGAAUAAGUCGUGUAAUUUGUAUGAUCGUACUAGCCUGACGCAACAAUUCCCUGCACUGCGUCUUUAAUCUUAGGGAUAUUAUACCAGAUUGUUAUAACUUGUAUUUCCUAUUAGAGUAAAUAGAUUUUUACAUCUUCAACUAAUAUAUCAAUUUAAAAAUCAAUUCAUCCAUUUCAAUCAAAUCAAUGUCAAAAAGUUUUAUAAAGUUCUAUUAUUGGAAGAUAUAGUGAAACC
Molecule: messenger RNA, 3322 nt
Organism: Nematostella vectensis (starlet sea anemone)
Lineage: Eukaryota; Metazoa; Cnidaria; Anthozoa; Actiniaria; Edwardsiidae
Product: polypeptide N-acetylgalactosaminyltransferase 13
Exons: 9
Coding region: 374-2161 (595 amino acids)
Cellular component (GO): Golgi apparatus
Source: RefSeq, a predicted model, not a curated record